Miscanthus lutarioriparius is the source of this 1371-nucleotide messenger RNA. The record is from the annotation of a GenBank genome assembly. NCBI's taxonomy places the organism in Eukaryota, Viridiplantae, Streptophyta, Magnoliopsida, Poales, Poaceae.
AUGGAGCCGAGACCGUCUAUCGACGGCGUGCCGCGACUGUGGCGCGGUAGGGAGGAGCUCGCGCGGAAGAAGGACGUGGUGACGGAGAUGGUCCCGUCUGUCGGCAGCAGGCCGCCUGGAGGCGGCGUUAUAAUCAGUUUUGUUCUUGCUGGAGCUGCGUGUGUGCUCAAUGCAUUGUGCUAUGCUGAACUCGCAUCUCGGUUCCCUGCUAUGGUUGGAGGAGCAUACUUGUACACAUAUGCAGCGUUCAAUGAGAUCACCGCUUUCUUGGUCUUCACUCAGUUGAUGGUGGAUUACCAUAUCAGCGCAGCAAGCAUUGCUCGUAGCUUAGCAAGCUACUUUAUCCAAUUCUUGGAGCUAAUCCCGUUCUUGGAGGGCCAAAUUCCAAGCUGGAUAGGGCAUGGGGUGGAGUUUUUCAGUGGUGUCGUAUCAAUUAAUAUAUUGGCCCCCAUUCUUCUCAUCAUCUUAACUGUGAUUCUCUGCUAUGGUGUCAAAGAGUCAUCGGCAGUGAACACGUUUAUGACAACAUUGGAGAUAAUCAUUGUUAUAUUCGUUGUAUUUGCUGGUGUGUUUGAGGUGGAUGUAUCAAACUGGUCACCAUUUAUGCCAAAUGGUUUCAAAUCUGUAGUGACUGGAGCCACAGUAGUAUUUUUUGCAUAUGUUGGAUUAGAUGCGGUUGCUAAUUCUGCUGAGGAAGCCAAAAGGCCACAGGGCCUGAAAUUUGUUACUGUAUUGAUCAGCAUUGGAGCUGUUGCUGGACUUACUACAACAUUUCUUAUUGGCUUGUAUGUUCAGUCGUGUUUGUAUCUUGGACUUGGAAGGGAUGGGCUGCUACCUUCAGUAUUUGCUAAAGUACACCCAACGAGGCAUAUUCCUCUACAAUCGCAGAUUUGGGUUGGUUGUGUUGCGGCAGUCAUGGCAGGCCUCUUUAAUGUGACUAUGCUCUCUCAUAUUCUUUCUGUUGGCACUCUGACUGGUUAUUCAGUUGUAUCAGCUUGUGUGAUCACACUAAGAUGGAAUGACAAAGGAACUAGUCGUCUCUCCCUUGGAAGUAUGUCAAUCCGGCAAGAGGGUGUUCUAUGUCUUGUCAUAGUUGCUCUUUGUGAUUUUAUAGUGGGACUUUGCUAUCGCUUUAACUGUGCUGUAGCCUUUAUGGUAGUAUCUUUUGUGAUAGCUGUUGCUGCCAGUUUUGCUCUCCAGUUCCGUCAGGUCUAUGUGGAUCCACCUGGCUUUUCAUGUCCUGGGGUACCAUUGGUUCCCAUUAUCUCUGUUUUCUUCAACAUGGUCCUGUUUGCUCAGUACAAUGCUGUUCCUUCCAGCUCAGAACACUCUACUAUUGGUUACCACGGCAUUCCUUCUGAGGCCCCAUGA